GUAACGGAGUGGGUGGGAUUGUUAUGAAACUUUUUUAUUCAGUGCCAUUGUUUAAAAUGUGAAUUACGGUCUGAUGACAGUGCGAUGAGCGUUUUCGGUGACUUCCGAAAUGUUUGGGCACAGAGAUUCCCAGGAAGCAGUUUGCCAGCAGCUUGGGAAGAAGAUGUCAGAACAAACCUUGCCAAACACAAACAGAAAGUUGCAGUCUUGAAGGAAGAAUUAGAGAAAGAAGAAUUUUACGUGGAAUAUCUCGAAAGACUUUUGUUAGAUGUCGAAAAACACAGAUCGAAAGUUUCAGACAACGAAGAAUCGAGUUCCGAAAAAGAUGACGCUCAAAAUGAAUCUAAACGCGCAGCUAGUGUUAACGAGACGUCCACCGAAGCAGUUGUUGACGGAGUAGGAGAAAUAGAGAAGAGUAUACAGCACGAAGAUACAGUGGAAAGGAAUGACAGUUCUGUCCAUCAGUGUGUGAGUGAAUUAGCGUCCCCUGAAUCCAAGGUUUCCAGAUCCAAUAGUGAAGUUACAGAGAGGCCAUCAGGUUGUGGUAAAGGACAUGACAAUAGACGUGUGAGGAGCAUAACGCACCCGAAUAUAUCAAAUUAUAUAACAGUUAUUGAAGUUAAUGGAUUGAAUGCUGCAAAGCGAGAAGGGCAAAAGGAUGCUAUCAACAAAGAGCAAAAGGAUGCAGCCAACAGGGAUGUACCAAUUCCGAAAAAGGUACCUCCAAAACCACCACCUAAGAGGAUUAGUAAUGUUCGAGGAGAACUUUAUUCGGUGAUUGCAGCUGAAGAUUUAGCAUGCACCAGGCUGGAUGAAAAUGCUAGUGAUACAUUGGGUAGUGCUUCAAACAGUGAUAGAGCUGAGAGAAAAGAGAAGAAUGUUGACACUGAUCAAAGUGACGCAGCAUUCAGUGAUAGGAGUGCUAGCAGUUCUCUUGAACGAAGUGCUUCUGGGGAAGAUGGAGUUAAAAAUAAAAAUGAUGCAUAUAAUCUUACAUCAAGUAGAGAUUCCAUAAUGAGUGACAGUGGUGAAGGUUUAAAAUGUUUGCAGCAGGAUGAUGAAGAAGAACCUUACUAUGAUUCUGUCGCUCAAGAUGGAGACUAUGUUUAUUUACAAACAGGUGAUGGUGUCAGUACUAUGACAAGUGGUACCAGUUCCGGAAUGACAGACACUGAUACUGAAGGAGCAAUGAUGACACUUCCUUCUAACAGUCCUCUCUCACAAUCGCAGUUAGAACUGUUGAAAGCCACCACACCAGCACCACACUCUCCUGACAAGCAGUCAAAUUAUGUGAACAUUGACUAUUUUAUAAAACAUCAUAGUGCCACUGAAAAUCGGAGCAGUUCAGUUGAAUCUGAAGACGAAAUAGAUGCUCCAAUCCUGAUGCGAACAAUAUCAAUGGACACUGAAGCAACAGAUGAUGUUAUUAGCAAUAUUUCUUAUGCCAGUAGUUCAUCACUAGAAUCAAAUAAAAAAGCUUCAUUUCAGGAAGCAAAUAAAGCUGAAGCUGAGAGGAUGACCAUGUAUCGGUGUAUAAUAUCGAGUAUCAUAGAAAGCGAAACGAUAUACCUGGAAUGUUUGAAUGUUAUGCUACAGUACAUGAAAGCCAUCAAAGCAACACUGACAACGUCACAGCCAGUCAUAUCAGAAGAAGAAUUCAACACCAUUUUUUACAAGGUUCCAGAUUUACACAGCCUUCACAGCAGAUUUCUGGAAGGGCUUAAAAGACGUACUCAGAACUGGGAUGGAAGGCUUACCAUUGGUGAUCAUUUUCGAAUCAUGGCAAGCAACAUCAAUAUAUAUGGUGCUUUCCUGCACAAUUAUGUUCGAGCUACUGAAACAGUGAAGAAAUGCAGUAGUAAUAAUCAACAAUUUGGAGAAAUAACACGUGACAUUCGUCUUAAAUCUCUUAAUGGCCAGAGUUUGUCAUUAGAGGAUCUCUUACACAAGCCAGUAGCACGUGUUCAGAAGAAUGCACUAGUGCUUCAUGAUUUGCUGAGGUAUACUCCAGAAUCCCAUCCGGAUCACAAAACUUUAACUGAUGCGCUGAAGAUGACACAGAAUUUCUUAGAUGAAUUCAACAUGAUCCAGACAAAAACAAUGUUUCCAUCAGCUGACAGAGCCCAGAGACGGCUUGUGAAAAAUUCCUUUAUAGUGGAACUUUCGGAUGGCCAGCGCAAAUUACGCCAUUUGUUCCUCUUCAAUGAUGUUCUAGCCUGUGCCAAGUACAAGGCUUCUGGACGAGACAAAUUCACAUUUGAACUGAAAUGGUAUAUUCCAUUAGGUGAUAUUGUUAUCUUUGAGGAACCAGCUGUUGAGCCACGAGAAAAUUCACCAGCUAACAUUGUUGCACUUAAAUCUCAAGCUUGCACUGUGAGAGACCAAAUUCUUUGGGAUGAAAAGAAUGAUGACAAGAGGUUGCGUCUGGGAAGCAGAUCAGAGAAACAGCGUAAGAAAUUGGCUGAUUUGGAGGCACAGCUGGUUUUGGCGUCACCAAAUCUUGUCUUCAGAGUUGGAAAUCGCAGUUCAAGAACUUACACAUUUUUCCUUUCAUCCGAGUUUGAAAGAACACAGUGGAUUGAUGCAAUUCAUGCUCUGCAGUCAUGCCAACUUCCAAGCCCAAAUGUUUCUGUCAGCAUGUAUGAAUUGCAAGCAUGGAUCACUGCCUGCCGUAAUUACUUGAAGACUGACAUGGGAUCCUACUUACUGCGGACAGGCAGGGAUGAGAGUUUAUUAGUGGGAGAUCUCUACAUCACUCUACAUGAGCUUCAGGGACUGGAUCAUCCUGCAGAUUUAUUUGUAUGUGUUGAAGUGGACUCAUACGGACACUACUUUCGUAAAGCCAAAACAAAACUUGUUUGCAAUUCAGCUGCACCACGUUGGAAUGAGGAAUUUAUUAUUGAACUGGAAGGAUCUCAGAACCUGAGAAUUCUUCUGUAUGAAGAGAGCCAAGACAGAGCAAUACUUAGGGCAAAGUGCACUCAAGUUUUAAGCAGAUCAUGGUUAGGGGAUCAGCAGGUUGCAAAAUCCAUGCCACUUCAGAACUGUACCUUAAAAAUAUCAUUAAAAUUUGUGCCAAGUGAGGUAACGCUCAGGAGAGUUCCUGCUGCAAAAACCUCAGGACUGUUUGGGGCUAAAAUUCAACAAGUUUGCAAGCGUCAGAAGAGAACUGUUCCUUUCAUAAUGACAUCCUGUGUUAGGGAAGUCGAACGCCGGGGAAUGAAUGAAGUUGGGAUAUAUAGAGUUUCAGGCUCAGCUUCCGAUCUCAACAAGCUGAAAAAAUCAUUUGAAACCAAUUCUUAUGAAGCUGAACAGCUGCUAAAGGAAGUGGACAUUCAUUCAGUCACUGGUAUUUUGAAAUUGUACCUACGUGAACUUCCAGAGGCUCUUUUUACCGAUGAACUGUAUCCAAAAUUUUUGGAAGCUUUUAACACUGGUACUAAUGACGAAGCAAAGCAGCGAGCUUUACGACAAUGUUUCACGCUCUUGCCUCAGCAGAACCAGGAGAUUAUUCAUUUUCUACUUGCUCAUCUCAUGAAGAUCAAUCAGCAUGAAAGCCAGAACAAAAUGUCUCUACAUAAUCUUGCUACAGUAUUUGGACCUACAUUACUUCGACCUGGUUCAGCUAAAUCUGAGUCUUCCAAACAGAGGGACCAAUUGGCAGCUAGUACAGUAGAUGUUAUGGCACAAGCUGGAAUACUGUAUUAUUUUCUUAAAGACUUCUCACAAAGUUGAGGUGCUUGUUUAGAUGUAUAACUACGGGUCAGAUGGAAAGAUGUAAUUCUUGUAAUUAUUGCAAUAUAAUGUUCCAUAAAUAUUUGUAUAAAAAUUUCUAUAUAGUACACAUGUAUUUUGUAUAUGGAACUCUUUUUGUGAUUGCGGUGCAGAUAAUCAUAACAUAAUAAUAAGUAAAUAGAUACAGUAGCUGUUUAUACACUUGUAAUUACUUGAAUGAUCUAGUCAUGUACCAGAGCAAAAAUUUAUUAGUAGACAGAAUGGUAGCUGUUUAAAUUGUAUGUUCUGUAAGCAGUAAUUUAUUAAUGAGGAUGACAAUCUGUGUUAUGUUUCAAAAUGUAUUUUUACUUAUAAUUUUGAUUUCUUGUUUACUGUAUAUAUGUGUUUUUGUAUCUCUUUAUAUGUAACAUUUUAUAAUUAUGGGAAGAUGUAAACAGAACAUGGGGGAAGUUUGCUUGACAAGCUCAAAAUAUGAAAUGAAAUGAUUGUUAGGUUUCCCCUCUCUCAUUCUUCCACAUGUCUUCUGAAUUUGGUGGAUACCAUUUUAUACUGUGACUUUUUUGUAGGAUUUAAAAAUCUUCACAUCACAUUGACAACCAAUGUGAGAUAUUGAGCAACAGUUAGUGUGGCUGCAGCUGAAAAUUUAGUACAUGCCCUAGCACAAAAAAUGUGGAUUAUACACCAACAUUUUUUUAAAAAUAUUUGUUGUCACAUGUUGGUAAUAUUGAAAAAUGGAUUGGUUGAUUAAAUUUUAUUUUUGGAGCUAUUGAAGAGGAUGUGAAGUCUUAACUUUCAUACGAAGAUCAUAUUUGAACUCUUGUAACAUAUUAUACAUUAGCCAAUAGUAUGGAGUGAUUAAUGUUGAAAUGUUUAAUGGAGACUUCAUUCAUGAUGAAUAACAGCAGUGCUGAUCAUUUAGUACUAAAGAAAUUAUUAAAGUACGAGGAGAAUGGGAACUUGUUGCCAGGCAAAAACUGUUGGUAUUCAUAAUAAUGGAUAACCAUAAAACUUUGCUGGUAUGUUGCAGUUUGAUGUGUAGUACUAUGAAAUUAGCUACUGUAUCACCAGAGCUGGGGAACAAAUCAGUACUGAAGGGGGUGCAAACAAACAAACAAGAACAACACAUAAAAGAAUAGUUUUAACACUCGGGCAGCUAACAAGAGUAUUUGAGUCACAUGAAAACUCAUGAUUAGAUUUAAUUUUGUACAUUUGAUUGGUUUGACAAUGAAAGAAAGGUACGGGCUGAAGAGCUUAAUGUAAACAAGUAAUAUAAUAUCACAGUGUUACAGUUGUUCUGUUGGAUUCUCCCAAAAUGCAGUCGCAAGCCUGUCAAUUUAGUGUUAACAUGUCAAGAAUAAUUAAAUAGGGCCUUUUACUGGUUUUAGGUUGGUUUUUGUUGUGGAAUGCAUUUGAUCAUCUUUAUCUGUUCUACUACUGAAUUUAGUAGAAUUUACUAGAUAUACAGCAAAACAUAAUGAUUCUGACGUGACUAUAUCCUGCCAUUUGCAAGACUGUUCUAAAUAAAACAAAAAGUUACAUUAUAGGAACUGAACUCACCAUAAUGUCCAUUUUUAAUUUUUGUUGAAAUGUAAAUAAUAUAUUAUUGUGGGUGUUGUGACAUAACCACAGUAUUUAACAGUUUUGUGUUUAAUGAAUUUGAAAAUUAUUCCAAUAUAUAAACUUUACAAUAAUACUAGAUCUUUGAUUUAAUUUUAAAAAUCUUGGUUCAACAUUGCAGUUGUCUGAAACUGUAUUGAGUAACUCUAUGGAAUAUAAUACUUGGAAGCAGAUAUUUUUUGUUACUUACCAGUCUGUUUUGUAGACAUCUUGCAACCAGAUACAUUUGAGUUUAAUAUUAGGAAAAAUGUGUAGAGAAUGCGUGACCAUUAUAAUAUAUUAUGGUUUGAAUAAGUGUGUGAGCUGAUUACGUGAUUCGAAAACAAAUCGCAUCCAUGAAAACAGACUUCAUGGAGCAUUUUAUUUUCCUCUCCCUACAAGCAUAUUGGCUAGAAAUAUAGCCACCAAUGCAUAACUUGCAAUAGUGUAAUUUACAUGUUGUGUUUGAAAGCUGCAGCCACAUGUAUGACUAAGAGGAAAAAGUUAAAUGAACUGUUUGUGGAAUAAUAUUUUUUCUAUCAAAAUGAGGGACAGUACUUUUCUCAUUUUUAGGUGAUGGAAACUCUUAGUAAACUUCACUUUGUUGUAGCUCUGUGAAUAUUUAUUCAUUCCAGAAUAAAUUAGUUUAAUGGUUUUUCAUUUAUUGUUUUUAUUUUAUCUGUUUUCUCGAAAAAUUUCAUAUCCUACAAAUGCCAUACUGAACUAUUGCAUUCAUGCCAGUGAAAUUAACGUGUACAUAAUUAUUCUGUUAAAUUGCCUUUCUUGUUAAUAUUGGACUUUUAAUUUCUUGUAAUGUCUGUGAUGCUUUAGUGCAGCCUUUUAUAGUAACAGACAUUUUGUCUCAAAUAGACUGUAAGGGUAUUUAAUCUUGUCUGAGUAUCUAUAAGUCUUGCCACAGAGUUGCAGGGUACAGGCUGAAUACCUGUAAAGAGAGAUGUGUUGAGUAGUGCCUUCUGGAAUACAAAUAAUUGAGUUACCAAUCUUCAGACAAUCUUGAACGACUUCACUCUCUUCCAGUCGCUCUGCUUUUAAUGUAAAACUAGUGGCACAUAAUUUUUUACUACCAUUGUAAAAUGUUACCUGUAUAGUCAGCCAUUUUGUUGGCAGUGUUUGUACAUCUAGUUGACUCUUCCAGCUCAGCAGUAAAUUAAUAGAACACAUGAGAAGCAUUUAAUUACUUGUGUCUAUUAGUUGCUUUAUUUGUAUCUUUCAGUGGAAUCAUGGCUUAUGAUUGUCCCUGUAAAAAAAAACUUAGUAUUAAGGGACCAAUAUUGUUACAAUUAUCAUUACAUACUGUUUUUGUGCUUUUUAUGAUGUUUACAAAAAUAGAAUCAUGUGAUUCCAGUUAUGCAACAUUCCCAAAAAUCAUCCAUCAUUUGGAGGUAGCUUUUGUGAUAUAAAGAGGUAUGCCAAAGGCAGUUUAAUCCAUAAAUGCAAAGAACAUUUUGUGCACAUAUAUAAUAUGUUGUGAGUCUUAAACUUUUUUUAUAUAUUGUAUUUUUUUUAUUGAUGUUAUGUAUCCAAAAGAAAGCAGCUGUGAAUAAACAUAGAUCAAUAGUUCA
Molecule: messenger RNA, 6914 nt
Organism: Schistocerca piceifrons (Central American locust)
Lineage: Eukaryota; Metazoa; Arthropoda; Insecta; Orthoptera; Acrididae
Gene: RhoGAP1A
Product: active breakpoint cluster region-related protein
Exons: 16
Coding region: 85-3735 (1216 amino acids)
Biological process (GO): intracellular signal transduction; positive regulation of GTPase activity
Cellular component (GO): membrane
Molecular function (GO): guanyl-nucleotide exchange factor activity; GTPase activator activity
Source: RefSeq, a predicted model, not a curated record